UGGAGGACGCUUGUUGCUUGUCUCGUUGAGUCACAACGGGAGGGUGGAGAUGUGUUUUGUUUAUGUUUUGUAGGUAGGGAAAGACUAGGUGGAUAAUCACUCGAAGGAUCGAAUUGACGAGAUAUUCCACUAACAAAAAUGCACAAGUUAUACAUAUUUUACGCCGUUUUGGCUACAGUAUUCUCUGUUGGUAGUGGAGGUUGGAAUCCUUUCAAGCUCUAUUGUUAUCGUUGUGUUUCUACUCACCCAGGGUGUGGGGACAAAUUUAAUUGGUUAUGGUACUGGGGUGAAAUUUGCCCAGAACCUAAUGAUGUGUGUGUAAAGCUAAUAGAAAGAAAAGGAGUCGAGACUGUAAUCACAAGAGAUUGUCUUAGCUCACUGCGAAGUUUUCGAACUGACAUUCCUGCUGAUCAUUAUGAAGGGUGCCGUCCAGCUACAGUGGAUGUCCGCUUGGCAAAUUAUGUCAACAACUCCAUAAAAGAACUUGAUGUCAAACGGAACUAUUAUGAUGAGACAACUUGGUGCUUCUGUUACUUUGACAACAGAUGCAAUGGGGCCCCAGCAGCUACAUCUUCGUGCACUACAAUCCUGUUUCUCAGCGCUUUCAUCUUUUGGCUGCUUCACUGACACAAUAAAUUCUAAUGCUUUUCUGAAAGCAUCUUUUAUACAUUUUUUAUUGUACAUGCUCCUAUACCUAAGAGUAUUAUGUAUCUGGCAUUGUUCUGCAUUGUGUGAAGAAAUGAAUAUCAGAUAUUCAAGAAAAGACAUAAUUUUUAGAAAUAUAACAAACCAUUCUGUAUUGCUUUUAGAACUAAGAUAACGCCCUAAGUAUUCUUAGUGGCUAAUGUUAAGAUAUUGUGAAAUAUGGUAUUAAAGAAUCUCAGAAUUUGCAAUGUGUACCUUCCACAUGGAGAAGUGAAAUAAAAUAUUAAAGUAUAUUGCAACAUUACUGCAAAACAUAACAUUCUGAAGUAAACAUGUAAAAGAAUUACAUGCGAUUGUUGAAGGUGUAGUCUUUGUUGCAUCAGUGCAUAUUGUGCCUGAAAAUGAAUGCUCAGGAGACCAGUAUGAAUGGUUAAGGUAUUUGUAAGAAAAGUGGUACAUCAUAAAUGUUUAUUACAGUUAGAUAAUGAAUAAUGUACAUUAUUAUUAAUAUUGCGUAUGUAUCCGUCCAUUUUUAAUUCUGUAUAAUACAAAUCAGGUCGUAUUUAUUGUCCUUUUAUAAGAUGAUGAUGUACAUGUAUGGAUGUAUGGGCAGUGUUUUGUACUCUAUAAAAAAUUGCAAAAAAUAAAGGUAAGAGUUGAUAUACUGUCAUGAAACAGAGGCAGAUUUAGUAUAUUGUCAUAGUGCACUGCAGCCUGCAUAGGUAGUGUAACUGAAUUUGCAUCACAUAUUUGCACAGUUUGAAAGGAAAAAGGGUUCUCUAUCUUAGAAUAGAGAUAAAUUUAGUGAACAGAAGGGAUCACAUUCAACUGACAAUAAUGUUAGCAGUGUUAUUGAGAAGAAAAUACAAGUUAUUUAGCUUCUAAAAUAGUUCAGUCCUCCAAGACAGGCAAAAUUAUAAGAGGGAGUGUAGCCAGUUUUUAAAAGUUUAGAGUAGAGUAGAAUUAAAUUUACAUCAGUUCUUUCUCAGUAAAUAAGUGUCCUCCUUGAUGUGGAAUAUCAGUUUGCAAGUUUGUGGUCUCUUUUGUGUUUUUCUGCUAAAGAUCAGAGUUAUCAGUAUUGUUUAUUGUGGAACAUGUUUCCAUGUUUUAUUUAUAAAUUUUGUUGAAAUCAAACAGAGUUGUAAAAUUAUGAUGUGCAUAUACAUGUAAAAAAUUGAAUUUAUUUGAAUUUUAAGGACUUUGUUCUUAAUCGCCAUAUUUUGAUUCUAUACAAAAGUUAUCAUUUUUAUUGUUACAAAGAUUUUAGUGUUUUUCAUCAUAUUGUAAAAAUAUUACUACCAUUUUUACAGAGACAUGGUUUUUUAUGAACAAUGGAUUUGAUAUCAGCUUUUGAUACUCCCUUUGACCAUAUAGUUGAAACUGUGAAACAUUGUUUGCAAAGUUGACAUUUUAGUGUAAUGGCCUCCAGCAAUUGAAGUCAAAUCAAGUUGUUGCUGUGUACAUUCAGAAAAAUAGUGCAAUGAAGGGAACAAUUGCAGGCAUUGUUAAUGUUAAACUACACUUUGAAAAUGUAUGACUUUGCAUUUAGAUCCCUACUUUAUACUUGUCUCCGUCCAUUAUAUAUAAAUACAAAUUUUAUGAACUGACUACUUGCAUACUUCUAUAUUUUGUUAUCAUUACAUUGUAUGUAAUCCUCCAGGUAGCAAACUUUUUGUGUUAUUAAAGGUUGUUACUUGCCUAUUACAAAAUUUGUAGAGUGCUGUAGUGAUUAAUAUACAGAUAACAUGUUAGAAAGUAACUGUUGAAAUUACUACGUGAAUGAACUGAUAAUUUAUUUGUAUUGUCAUUUUUGAAAUUUGUAUGACCAUGCAGUUGUCUUAAAUUUUACUUACAGAAUUGAUUAUUUAGUUUUGUAUUUUUCUGGCUGUGAAAAUCACCACUCACAAACCAGUUACUGGAACAGUCAUCACAAAUUCUCAUAGUAGGCUACCACUAAAUUAUUUUUGAGAAAAGCUUAUUUAUUAGAACUAUCUUCGAUUUUACGUGCUGUCUUUUUUUAUUUUUUUGCUAUUGCCCUUCAACUCAUGAUGUUAUCUUCCAUUUCUUCCUCUCAAGUAUUAAUCAUUGCAUGCCUUUUACAUAUAGUGCCACCAGUAGCCUUUGUUACAUACAAAAAUCCUUUUUGGCUUUUGCUCUUUGACCUUUGAAAUAUUCUGACCAUCAAAACUGACUGCAAUGCACACACAGUUUUAGGUCCAUUUUAAAGUCUACUGUGAAGAACUGAAGGAGAAAGCUUCACACCACAUGCAAACUUCCAUUGGAAGUUGUGUGAAGAAAUAACUUCAGCCCAUGCAGUGUAGUUGUGAGAUAAAAGGGUACCUUAUUACAAAGGUGAAAGUGACAAAAAGGCACUCAUUUGACAACACAAACAGUUGCAAUACAGAGUAACUAAACACAUGAUUGAUUAGUGGUUACUACUGCUCUACAGAAUUGUAGUAAAGAUUAGGUGCCCAAGAGUCUUCCAUCAAUUGAAACCUAGAGAGUGAAUGCAUCAAGAAAAAGGGCAUGUAAUGCAGUUGUGAAAGCCUCCCUUAUACUAAUGGUAUAUUGUUUCUUUUCUCUCUUAUCUUUUCUGUCUAAUAGUUCCUCCUUCUGUGUAUUGUCAAAGCACAUAACUUUUAACACCUGCACAUUGUGCCACUUUUGAAUAAAUGAACAGUUUAGAAACUCCUAAUUGAAAUGCUGUUUGAUAAGUUUCCUUUCCAAGAGGUUGGUUUUUUUCCCUGCACACAACCCCUUAUUUCAGCCAUCUGCUGUAAAUUUGUUUUUUCAUUGCAGAAUCCGUGGACUACUAGGGAUCACCUUGGCUCCUGUUCCUUGUAUUUAUUUGUUUAUUAUUAUUUUUAUUACAUUUACCACAUUACAUUAUUAUCUAUUGAAAAAAAAAAUCUGCUGAAGUAAAAUAUUUGCACCAUGUCAACAAAACAGUUUUUAAUUAUACUUAAAAGUGUGAAGUAAAAAGAAGUCAUCAUUACGUAAGGUGACAGGCUAACAAACUGAAGCAGCUGUCAAAUUUUGAACUAUCAAAUUACAUAUUUUGUAAUCACAUCCAUCACAGAAGUCAGUCUCACAAUAGACAGGUAUGGAGAAAUAUAUUCUUGGUGACUAGUAACUUGUUUUUCACAGCCAGAUUAUUUGUGUUUACAGAUUACUCAGGUAUAUGUAGAAAUACCUUUUGUAGUAUUUUUUUUAUUAUUUUUACAAGAUAUGUACCUGGUGAUUAGGCAAAUGUAUGUUCUGCUUGUGGAAUGAAGUGCCUUAUCUGGAACACUGUCCAUAAAAAUUAACUUUUGGUCCACAUUUUGGGCAUUUUGCGAAUAAUAAAACUUAUGUUUUCAACA
This is a messenger RNA of Schistocerca americana (American grasshopper), 4007 nucleotides long. RefSeq lists its product as uncharacterized. Bases 139 to 627 code for a protein of 162 amino acids. The record is from RefSeq and is a predicted model, not a curated record. Gene Ontology annotation, biological process: positive regulation of voltage-gated potassium channel activity; sleep; regulation of synaptic transmission, cholinergic. NCBI's taxonomy places the organism in Eukaryota, Metazoa, Arthropoda, Insecta, Orthoptera, Acrididae. The transcript has 4 exons.